AUGUUUGCGACACUCCCAGAUUUUACGCCGCGAGAUUCGCACACUCUGUGGUACUCGUCUUCUAGGAAUCCCUUCAUCCCCCCAGGCCCUGUCGAUAGCCUACAUGCAGAUCCGAAUAAUGGCCACCAUGGACCGACGCAUUCGCGCCAGCGCGGGCAGAUGCUGGAGCGAACGCAGCUUGCGCGCCUUGCCGCAGAUGAGCAUAAGAUGCAGCGACGCCGAAUGAAUGUGCAGAACUUUGGCAGCACUUGGCUAAAACCUCCUGGAGUACCUAAGACCUUGCACCAGAUGCGGGAGGAGAAGCGUGAACAAGAAGAGCACCAGGAAGCUAUGCGACGAGAGCAACUUGCUCAGGAGCUGGCGGAAGCCGAGGGUGGUGGCACGAUGGAUGACGGCAUGAUGGAUGACGUACAGCUCGAUGGGGCACAAGAUCUAGAUGACGAAAUUCCAGAUGCAGACGACGGCUUUGAUCCAAGCAGCGACGAUAGCGAGGAUGAUGAAAACGAAGACGAGGAGAAUGAAGAAGAUGAUGAUGACGAAGAGGCAGUAAGAGAAGCAGAGGCAGAUGACCAAGCUCUACGAGAGGCAUUGGAGCAUGCCCGAAUGAGAAUGACGGACGAUGCGUUCCGGGAAGCCCUUAUCCGCGGUGACCCGGAAGCGGAUGGCAGCGUAUACGGCGAUGGUGAAGAAUUGGAAGACGAGGAUCGAGAACAGAUACUCGAUGAGGAUGACUUUGGCUACGAUGGGAACCUGGACGAUGGCAUGGCAGGUGACAUGGAUGCCGAUCUCGAUGAGGAUAUCCCCGAGGCUGAGGACGGCGGGUACGAGCACACCGACUCUGAGGCUGAUAUCAGCAGCAUCACCCGGGUUGGAGAGCGACAGAGCUAUGAAGACGAAGAUGUGGACGUGAAUGUAGACGAGGAUGAAGAAGGUGAAGGUGAUACCACCGACACACACGACCUCAGCUUCAUGCCGGCGCGCGCUACACCCCUCGCAGCCCCUGCGUCCCCCACGUUGCCGCGCCAUUCGGGCUUCCGCACGGGUCCCCGCCCAAGCAUCGAUCUGAGUGCAUUGCUGUCGCAGGACGAGAGCAGCAUCAUGAUGAUGGAAAGUAGCCCUGCGGUGAUGAUGAGGAGAAGGCCAGGUCAGAGGAAGUAG
Molecule: messenger RNA, 1158 nt
Organism: Trichoderma breve
Lineage: Eukaryota; Fungi; Ascomycota; Sordariomycetes; Hypocreales; Hypocreaceae
Product: apc15p protein domain-containing protein
Exons: 2
Coding region: 1-1158 (385 amino acids)
Biological process (GO): anaphase-promoting complex-dependent catabolic process
Cellular component (GO): anaphase-promoting complex
Source: RefSeq, a predicted model, not a curated record